CGAAAUGACACCAUCAUAAUCCUUUUAUUUUAUGAAUAAUAGUACAAACAUAAUAUUAUAACCGCAGAUCUCUCCAUUCCUGUUCAUCUACUUUCUCUCGGAGACCUUUGAUCUGCGAUUAUUCUCUUAAUUCACCUGCGUUAAUCGUUGUUUAUCGGUUAACCUUUCUGUUUCAGUAUUUUCUUGCAAUAUUAUGUGGUUUAUUUUGGAUGCAUCUCAGUAAUUUUCAUUUUCAUGCGGCGAGCUGAAUUAGAGUAACUGGGAUUUUGGGAGUAAAGGGUUUUAGCUGUUGUAUUAAAAGAGAGAUAAUUAGUUGUACAGAAUGGCGUGUAAGGGGUUUUGGGAGUGCCUCUUGAAGCUUUUGAACUUCUUCUUAAUGCUUGUGGGUUUGGCUAUGGUUGGAUAUGGCAUAUACCUCUUUGCGGAGUACAAGAAUGCUGCUUCCUCUGGUGGUGAUGCGCCCCUUCCCCCACCUAGUCAGGAUCUUGUACAGCUUGGUCGGCCCAUGCUGUUAGCUGUUUCUUUGGCCGAUAGCAUUUUUGACAAACUGCCAAAGGCAUGGUUUAUAUAUCUUUUCAUUGGAAUUGGUGUAGCUGUUCUUUUUGUUGCUUGUUGUGGUUGCAUUGGAACGGCAACUCGAAAUGGUUGCUGCCUGACUUGUUUUUCAAUACUGGUCAUCCUGUUGAUAUUGGUGGAGUUGGGAGCGGCUGCUUUUAUAUUCUUUGACAAAAGCUGGAGGGAGGAAAUUCCAACGGACAAAACUGGGAACUUUGAUGAGAUAUAUGAAUUUCUGGAGGAUCAUUGGGAAAUUGCCAAGUGGGUUGCCCUUGGUGCUGUUAUACUUGAGGCAAUUAUAUUUUUGUUAGCUCUCAUUGUAAUGGCUGCUAAUAGACCAGCAGACUAUGAUAGUGAUGAAGAAUAUGUAGGUCCACCAAGGCAACAGAUCCGACAGCCAUUAAUAAAUAGACAACCUGUUCCAGCCACCGGUAUCUCUGCUGCUAAUACCCUUGACCAGCGCCCCAGUAGAAAUGAUGCAUGGAGCACACGUAUGAGAGAAAAGUAUGGGCUAGAUACUUCGGAGUUCACAUACAACCCUUCCGAGUCAGGCAGGCACACACAAGCUGCUGCACAACCAGCCGAGGAAGGGGGUGGCUGCAUCAUAAUGUGAUGUCAAUGCUGGUUUUGCACGAAUUGGUUUGUUUUGAACCGAGUUUGAAGUAAUUGGUGUGAGAUCUUGGUUUGUUUGAACCGGAUUGUAAGUAAUUGGUGUGAGAUCUUUGUAUCUAAUGAGAUCAAUACUCAACAGAAACACAUGAUUUAAUUUUAAGUCUUGUAUUUUACUGAGUGUGAUCAUCAUUUAGCUUAUUGGUUGAACAAA
Molecule: messenger RNA, 1378 nt
Organism: Salvia splendens (bonfire salvia)
Lineage: Eukaryota; Viridiplantae; Streptophyta; Magnoliopsida; Lamiales; Lamiaceae
Product: tobamovirus multiplication protein 2A
Exons: 8
Coding region: 323-1168 (281 amino acids)
Cellular component (GO): membrane
Source: RefSeq, a predicted model, not a curated record